Octopus bimaculoides (California two-spot octopus) is the source of this 3292-nucleotide messenger RNA. RefSeq names its product N-acetylglucosamine transporter UNC93A. Gene Ontology annotation, cellular component: striated muscle dense body; plasma membrane. Gene Ontology annotation, biological process: regulation of potassium ion transport; regulation of muscle contraction. Lineage: Eukaryota; Metazoa; Mollusca; Cephalopoda; Octopoda; Octopodidae. The record is from RefSeq and is a predicted model, not a curated record. Gene Ontology annotation, molecular function: potassium channel regulator activity.
AUUCUCUCUCUCUCUCUCCAUGUAGUAAACAGAAAGAGUCGCAGUGCAGGCUGCUGUAAACAGACAUUUAAAUGGAGAGAUGAGAGAUUGGUGAGAAAUACUCGCCAUAGUAUUUCUUCUCUCAUCUGUGCUGCUAUCAACUGACCAUCGUCCGUCACCUCCUGCGAAAAUACAACCCCAGUGUGUUCUCUUUCAAAGGACAGGAGAUAUAUCAGCGAUAUAUGUAUUGUAUGUAUUUAUAUACGUGUGUGUUUAUGUAGGGUACGGUGUAUAUAUAUGUGUGUGUAUAUAUGUAUGUAUAUAUAUAUAAGGGUACACUUGUUGUUCAUCGUCGCAUGUUUAUCUGUUGAACAAAAACAUUGAUUGGAAAGGUCUAUAUACACACGUAUAUAGAAAGAAAAGAAAACAUUAACGAAAACGAAAUUCUUCGCACCAAAGACUAAACAUUAACAACAACAAUAAUAAUAAUUGUUACGAUUAUUGUUAUUAUUAUUAUUGUUAUUAUUAAUUAUUGUCAAUCGAAUUUGGAAUAUUUGGCUUCUUUUAAUUGACGUUUGAUUUCUUUAAUUAAGAAACGAAAGUGGAUUUAUUAAGAAUCGCGAAAAGAAAAAGGAAAAAUGUUUAUCUGAAUAUGAAAGAUGUUGACGAUGUGUAGAAGAAUGACUCGGAUUGGAUAAACAAGGAAGAUUUUUUUGUAAAAUAAUUGUAGAUAACACGUUCGGUGGAGAUAUUUUUCAUUGAGAUAUAUCAUUGUCUUGAAAUAAUAACCCCCUAAAAAUCUAUGGCUUCAGACGAGAAGAAACUGUUGUCCGGUGCAAGUUAUAAACCGGUUGUGAAUGACUGCGACAAGUUGUUGGUGGCAAGCAAUGGAUGCGACGGUUGUAUUUCAAACAAUCGAUGUAAUAACAUGACGAAAGCGGCCACUCAUUGGUCGUCAGAACAAUACGGUUCGAGGAGAUGUGCUGGCAAUUCAUCUUAUAUGGUACCCACUUACCAUUCGUUACCCAUGGAUAUCAUAAAACGCACUGAAUACCCGCAGUCCUCCAGCCCCUGUCGGGGUAACGGUUUAACCGGGCACCACCACCACCAUCAUUAUCACCACCAUCACCACCACCAUCUCACCACCAACAGCAACAUCAACAACCUCAAUAAUACUCGUAGCCACUCCAAUAAUAAACAACACAGCGGUUGCCACCCGCAGAAGGUUCACACCGUACCCCAAUACGGGUCGCCGCCGCCGUCGCUCAAGGACCGUAAAAGCUUCAAAAAUGUGUUUGUGAUCGGUUUUGCUUUUAUGUUCGUCUACACAGCCUUCAUGUCCCUUCAGAGUCUUCAAAGUUCUUUAAACACCGACGGAGGGGUCGGUGUUGUGUCACUUAGUUGUAUGUACGCUUCUACCGUCCUCUCCUGUUUGCUUGCCCCAUGGAUUAUCAGUAAACUAAAAUGCAAGUGGACCAUGGUGUCUGCUUUUAUUCUCUUUUCUGCUUACUUCGCUGCUAAUUUUUACCCUAAACAUUUCAUGUUAAUUCCAGCAGGCAUGAUUCUCGGUCUGUUGACCGGACCGUUGUGGAGUGCCCAGGCUACCUUAGUCACAACGAUGGGCAUUAUGCAUGCACAAAGAAUACACAAUUACGACACAAAUGCCGUCGUUAAUAAAUUCAUGGGCAUUUUUUAUGCUUUCUACCAGAGUAGCCAAAUUUGGGGUAACAUAAUCACAGCAACAGUUCUGUUUAACAACGACACCGUACAAGCUUAUAACCCGGUUGUAGAGGUGUGGCGCAAAGCUGCUACCGCCCUCAACGAAUCAACGGCUAUCUCGGCCUACAUUUAUUCGCGCCCUUCCUCGCUAUCGUAUUCCUCACAGUUCACCUGGAAGAAAUGCGGUGCUAAAUUCUGCGACCUGCCGUUUGCCGACCCAGGUGCCGAAUACCAUGACUAUAACCCCAUCGUGGCCGGAAUAUCGGACGAUUCUCGACACAUGCUUCUUGGAGUUUACCUGAUUUGCGGCAUCAUGGGUGCCAUCAUAAUCGUGGCCCUCCUGGACAAAGAGGGCCAAAAAGAAGAGUCCUAUGGCAACCUUUCGUCUCGUGAACUCUGCUUGGCCACCGUGCGAAUGCUGUGCGACCCCAAAUGCCAGUUGCUAAUGCCGCUCGUCUUAUUCCUCGGUUUGCAACAAGGAUUUCUUUUCGGAGAUUUUACUAAGUCUUACGUGAAAUGCACUCUUGGGAUGUACAGCAUUGGCCUGAUUCUCAUCACAUUUGGCGUUGUGAAUGCCAUCAGUUCUGUUGCCAUUGGUUACAUUGCCAAACACAUCAAACGUUUCGCAUUCAUCACUGCUGCUGCAACGUUUAACGCUGGAAUUCUUAUGGUUCUUAGUCUGUGGAAACCUCAAUCUUUAGAUAUACCAAACUUUUAUGUGAUAUCUGCCUGUCUUGGCCUUUGUGAUGCCAUAUGGCAGACGCAGACUUUUACUCUGUUUGGCGUUUUGUUCAUGGAUCGACAAGAGGCUGCAUUCGCGUCUUACCGCAUGUUCCAUGCCACCGGUUGCGCCAUAGCGUUCGGUUACAGCUACUUCCUGUGUGUGGUGACCAAAGUUUACAUCCUCGCUGGUGCAAUGGGCGUCUCACUGCUGGCGUACGGCGUCAUUGAAUUACGGCUGAGGUUACAGCAACAAGACAUCAAAGACAUUGUUGCUCUGUAGAGCAGAGCAGAUCAGAGUAGGAACUGGCACAAAUGGACACACAGACAGACAGACAGACUGACAGGCAAAUAGAAUGACUGGAAAGACAGACAGACAGACUGACAAAAAGACUGAUCAACUAAAAGAUAUGGACAGACAGAUAAAUUUUACUUUCACUUUCACUUCCCAUUGUAACCCAUCGUAGUACUGCCAAAUUUCCACCGCUACUACACACUCCCCCACCGCCAAUCACCAUCACCAUAAAUACCAUCUAAACCAUCAACAACAGUGAUAACACCACUGGCAAUAACAACGGCACCAGAGCCAGCGACAGUGGCACCAAUACCAGGGCAGUGGCACCAAUACCAGGGCAGUGGCACCACUACAAAUCACCUUUCAGGCCAUUAUCGCUCGUCUCAUCCGCCAUUGUAUCAUCGAUGUAUGUAUAUAUUUGUAUUCGUACAUGUGUCUAUAUCUGUGUGUGUUUGUGUUUGUGUGUGUGUGUGUGUGUGUGUGUGUGUGUGUAUAAGAACACAGUCAACUUUUCAAUUGUGAUACGUGCAGCAUCAGAAUGACUAUUUAUUUGGUGUGUGUGUGUGUGUGUGUAGAUUU